Lotus japonicus is the source of this 1551-nucleotide messenger RNA. RefSeq names its product E3 ubiquitin-protein ligase ATL6-like. The transcript has a single exon. The coding region runs from base 164 to 1267 and encodes 367 amino acids. The record is from RefSeq and is a predicted model, not a curated record. NCBI's taxonomy places the organism in Eukaryota, Viridiplantae, Streptophyta, Magnoliopsida, Fabales, Fabaceae.
CAUUUUCUUACAUCACUCCAAUGUGGUCAAGUCCACAUUCUCACACCCACACUCUUUCUUUCACAAUCCCAUUUAAAACCACCUCAAUUUCUCUCCAUUUUCCCCACACUCACUAUUUUCUCUCUCUUUUCCUCUUCAUUUUUUCUUCAUCAAUUACAACACAAUGGAAAGAAAAUCUCAAACACUCUCCCUUCUCCUCCUCCUAAUCUCGCCGUCGAUCCCCCUCGCCGCCGCACAGUCCCCAAACACAAACCAAACCGUAGACCCCGAUUUCAAAGAAUUCAACCCUUCGUUUGCUAUAAUCAUCGUCAUACUCGUCGCUGCUCUCUUCCUCAUGGGCUUCUUCUCCAUCUACAUCCGUCAGUGCGCCGAUUCAAACCCCAACAGCGUCCUCCCCAUCACCCACGCGCGCUCCCGGAGGGUGGCGCGUGGCCUCGACCAAACCGUCAUCGACACGUUCCCUGUCCUGGAAUACUCCGAGGUCAAAGCACACAAGAUCGGAAAGCACGCGCUCGAGUGCGCCGUUUGCUUGAGCGAAUUCGAAGACGCUGAAACGCUGCGUUUGAUCCCAAAGUGCGACCAUGUUUUCCACACCGAGUGCAUCGACGAGUGGCUGGUUUCUCACACCACCUGCCCCGUUUGCCGUGCGAAUCUCUCCCCUCAACCCGCCGAGUCAGUUCACGGAGCCACCGUGCCGGAAUCGCAAGACGACGUCGAGGCGCAAAACGACGCCGUUCCGGUCCAGUCCGAUCUAGAGCAGCAAAACGUUGACGUUGACCGGGUAUUACCGGAACCAGAGGUGAUCUCAAUAGGUAAAACCCUGAACCGGAACCGGACUAGAGGCUCCCGGUCGAACCGGCCUUGGCAUUUCCCGCGUUCGCACUCGACCGGUCAUUCGCUGGUUCAACCAGGUGAGAACACGGAGCGGUUCACCUUGAGGCUCCCGGUUGGGGUGAGGAAGCAGAUAAUGGACCGGCAGUUGCAGCGUGCUAGUAGUUUGAUUGUGUUACCUAGGGAAGGUAGCUCGAGAGUGGGUUACCGGACCGGCGGCAAUGGUAGCAGUAGGGGGAAGGCUUCGAGGCGGUUGGACCAGGGGUCUAAAUCGGACCGGUGGGUUUUCUCAAAGGCUCCCUCGUUCUUGAUGAGGGCAUUGUCGAUUAGAUCCCCGCGGCCGAGGACGCGGAAUAGCGACGAUGAAGCGUCGUCCUCGGCCACGCCUAUCAUGCCGCUGGGAGCCAGUGAUUCCGCCCGCCCUCCUCCGGUUUAACUAUUGUUUGAGCGAUCUCAAUAAUUCGUUGUAUUUUUUUUCUAAAUUCUCUGAACGAGAUUUUGUUUUUCCACUUCAAAAUUUGUACAUUUUGUAUGAUAAGGUGUUACGGUAGCAAAAUUUAUUUGGACCUGGUCUGACACGGGCGCGUCAAUGUAUAAGACACUUGGGCUGAUCACUUUGUAUAUCUAAUGGGCCGGGCAACCCAUGGUUCGUUUGGACCGAAACCCAAGUUAUAUAAAACAGGAACCACCCAAGCGGUGGGAGGCUAUCAUUUUCACGCA